Molecule: messenger RNA, 905 nt
Organism: Pogona vitticeps (central bearded dragon)
Lineage: Eukaryota; Metazoa; Chordata; Lepidosauria; Squamata; Agamidae
Source: RefSeq, a predicted model, not a curated record
AUGCGCUGCGCCCUCGCCAAGCCCUGCCCUCGCUCUCCCCCAAGGGCCACCCAGCUGCUAGCCAAGGGGCGCCCCCUGCUGGCCUUCCCGGUCCCCAGCCGGCCCCACGGCUCCCUCUGCAGGGCAAACCGAGGGGGUCGUCCCCCCCAUAACGCAGCAACCGGGGAGGGGGGUCUCUUUCUGCAAGGCAUGGUUUCAAAACAAGACGCUGUCACGGACGGGUGUGAAUUCUGGCGUGGUGACGUCUUUCCGGACCAGCUGGACGGACCUUUUCCCGAGAAGGGUCAGGAUCCCUCCAAGGACUCCACCUCUAAACUCAGAGAAAUCUUGGCGCGCCAGGAGCCGACCCUAACCAUCCAGGGCGCCACCGCCACCGUCCAGUUCCAAACUGGAAGGCAAGGCUUGACCUUCGACCUUUCCAAGGCGCCUCUCCCGGAAGCAAGGAAACAGCUCCAGGAUCUGAUGUUUGGCUUGGUGGAGCAGCUCCAAGCGCUGGAGAAAUGCUCCAAAGAGGGUGCUAUUGCUACAAACCUAUUGCCACUCAGCAGCCCUGAGAAGAACACCUUAAGCAGCCAAAUCCUCUUUGCUCCAGGUAUAAGUCCUCCAAAAAGCAAGGGUGGCGCCGGGCAAACGUCAACCAAGAAAAGGAUACCUGGCGAAUCGCUCAUUAACCCUGGAUUCAAAAGCAAGAAGAUUCCCACCGGGGUGGACUUUGAAGAUCCCUGAACGAAGGAUGGGCCACGUUUUCAGAAUCAAAUGCCAAAGAGCCACUCCCUGGAUGUCCCUGAACCGGGUCUUUUAACUAUUUAUGCCUCAUGGAACAAAGGGCCAAAAAGUCCCUUCCUUAAGGUAUUUUAGCAAGCUAUUUUAAAUAUGUACAUAUAAAUAAAUUUUAAAAAACUAAA